GACGGGACGGGACGGGCAGAGUUGGCGGGGAGCCCCCGCUCGCCGCCAGCCCCAUGCGCAGGGAGUGAAGCCGCGGCCGGGCCGGCGGGAUGGCGAGCGACGGCAGCGCGGGGCUGGCCAGGACUGCCGCGGAGAAGCUGUCGGACGCCGUGGGCGAGAAGACCAAGCAGCUGGGCGCGGCCAUGCAGGACGCGCGGCGGCAGCGGCGGCUGUUGCUGGUGAUCGUGUGCGUGGCGCUGUUCCUGGACAACAUGCUUUACAUGGUGAUCGUGCCCAUCGUCCCCGAAUACAUGAAACGCUGGCGCCAAACCGCCGCCCCGCCCAACGAGUCCGACAGCGGCGGAGGCAACGCCAGCCGGCAGGCGCUGUGGCUCAGCUACCCGACCGAGAACGAGGACAUCAAGGUGGGCGUGCUCUUCGCCUCCAAGGCCAUCCUGCAGCUGCUGGUCAACCCGCUCAGCGGCACCUUCAUCGACCGCGUGGGCUACGACCUGCCGCUGCUUAUCGGCCUCACUGUCAUGUUCCUCUCCACCGUCAUCUUCGCCUUCGCGGAGAACUACGCCACGCUCUUCGUGGCGCGCAGCCUGCAGGGCCUGGGCUCGGCCUUCGCAGACACGUCGGGCAUCGCCAUGAUCGCCGACAAGUACACGGAGGAGCCGGAGCGCAGCCGCGCGCUGGGUGUCGCCCUGGCCUUCAUCUCCUUCGGCAGCCUGGUGGCGCCACCCUUCGGCGGCAUCCUCUACCAGUUCGCGGGCCAGAGCGUGCCCUUCCUGGUGCUGGCCGGCGUGUCGCUGCUGGACGGGCUGCUGCUGCUCGCCGCCCUGCGGCCCCUGGGCGACCGCACCCGGGACAACAUGCUCGUGGGCACGCCCAUCCACCGCCUCAUGGCCGACCCCUACAUCGCCGUGGUGGCCGGCGCGCUCACCACCUGCAACAUCCCGCUCGCCUUCCUGGAGCCCACCAUCGCCACGUGGAUGAAGAGGAGCAUGCACGCGACGGAGUGGCAGAUGGGCCUCACGUGGCUGCCCGCCUUCUUCCCGCACGUGCUGGGCGUGUACGUGACGGUGCGGCUGGCGGCGCGGUACCCGCACCUCCAGUGGUUCUACGGCGCGCUGGGCCUGGCCAUCAUCGGCGCCAGCUCCUGCACGCUGCCGGCCUGCCGCACCUUCUGGCAGCUAGUCGUGCCGCUCUGCGGCAUCUGCUUCGGCAUCGCGCUGGUGGACACGGCGCUGCUGCCCACGCUGGCCUUCCUGGUGGACGUGCGCCACACCUCGGUCUACGGCAGCGUCUACGCCAUCGCGGACAUCUCCUACUCCGUGGCCUACGCGCUGGGGCCCAUCGUGGCCAGCCAGAUCGUGCACUCGCUGGGCUUCGUGCAGCUCAACCUGGGCAUGGGGCUGGCCAACGUGCUGUACGCACCCGUGCUGCUGCUGCUCCGCAACGUGUGCCAGAUGAAGCCGUCCCGCUCCGAGAGGGACGUGCUGCUGGACGAGGAGCCCAAGGGACUCUACGACACCAUCAAAAUGGAGCAGCGCGGAGGCAAGGGCAGCGGCGCGGACUCCUGCCACCGGGGCCUGCCAGCCGCGUCCGAGGACGACUCCUCGGACUACGAGUACAGCUAGGCUGCCCCGAGGGCAGGGCAGGGCCGGCAUUCAACCCGGCUCUUGCUGUAGCUACCACUCCCCCUGUGCCCGAUGUCCUCACUCCCUCCCUCCAGACCUGGUUGCACCCGCUGCCCCGCGGACUGGAGGGAGAGAGCCCAAGUACCCGGGAAGACCGAAGCGAGCUGCUCCGUCCGCAACACCUCUGCUGGGGGCUGAUCUGC
Messenger RNA from Gavialis gangeticus (Gharial), 1825 nucleotides. It is a transcript of the gene SLC18A3, whose product is annotated as solute carrier family 18 member A3. Gene Ontology annotation, biological process: chemical synaptic transmission; transmembrane transport. NCBI's taxonomy places the organism in Eukaryota, Metazoa, Chordata, Crocodylia, Gavialidae. The record is from RefSeq and is a predicted model, not a curated record. The transcript has a single exon. Gene Ontology annotation, cellular component: terminal bouton; AP-1 adaptor complex; AP-2 adaptor complex. Bases 90 to 1622 code for a protein of 510 amino acids. Gene Ontology annotation, molecular function: acetylcholine transmembrane transporter activity.